Messenger RNA from Drosophila takahashii, 812 nucleotides. It is a transcript of the gene glob2, whose product is annotated as globin 2. Gene Ontology annotation, molecular function: oxygen binding; heme binding. NCBI's taxonomy places the organism in Eukaryota, Metazoa, Arthropoda, Insecta, Diptera, Drosophilidae. The record is from RefSeq and is a predicted model, not a curated record.
UUACCAAAUCCAUUCUGAAAGGAUUAAAGUUUUUAGAAAAUAAAUCAAUAUUAAUAUUUAUUACAGAAUAAACUAUGAAAUAUGAGCCAAAUUAGCCACUUUAGCCACAUAAGCCAAACAGUUCAAUCGGAAGGAAGUGAUGAGGAACAGCGUCGCCAUGUGGACCUGCCGGUUUAUCCAAAACCACUGCCUGAACUAGAUUUAAGCUACAAACCCGAUGAAAAUGAGUUUACAAUGGUGGAGAAGGCCGCCUUGCGCAAUGCCUGGCGAUUAAUUGAGCCAUUCCAGCGCCGAUUUGGCAAGGAAAAUUUCUACAGUUUCCUUACGCAGCACGAAAACCUUAUUAACUUCUUUAGGCGAGAUGGAAAAAUCAACCUAAGUAAGCUGCAUGGCCAUGCCAUGGCAAUGAUGAAGCUAAUGUCGAAGCUGGUUCAAACGUUGGAUACUAAUUUAGCAUUCCGCAUGGCCUUGGAUGAAAACCUCCCCACGCAUUUGAAAAAUGGAAUCGAUCCCGACUACAUGAAGAUGCUGGCCACCGCCCUCAAGAUAUAUAUUCUCCAGUCAUCUGUAAUCGAAAGUCACAAUUCCUGCACACUAACAAACGCAUUAACCCAUUUGGUGCAAAUCAUCGGGGAAUACGCUAUAGUGGAUGUGGCCAGAAAACGAGCAUUGUCGACUGCGCUCAGGACCACUAUGGAUGCGAGUGGCAAUAAGCUCAUGAAAAUAACUACCUGAUUAGGAUUAUUUCCAAUACUUAUAGUAUUCUAAUGAUAAUCGUGCAAAAUUUAACAAAAAAUUAAAUUGUGAAUUUA